AAACAGCUGUUUGUGUUUAUUUUAAUGUCCAUAGAUAGCGUUUGUUGAAUUGUGUAGCUAAUUAUAUUACUGAAAUGACGUUAUUCUCGUUCCUAAAGAGUCGCCCCAUUUUCUGGCUGAGCGUCACCGGAACUACGGUAGGCGCCGCCUGCGCCAUAAAAGACCUUAUGCAAGGCGGCCAAUUCACAAAGGAGACCGACGAAACGGAAAAAGUCAUCAUUGUGACGGGGUCAAACAGUGGAAUUGGAAAGGAGACGGUCAGGGAAUUGGCGAAACGGGGAGCCACCGUUUACAUGGCAUGCCGAGACAUGAAGAAGUGCGAGGAGGCACGUGAGGAGAUUGUGCUGGAGACCAAAAACAAAUACGUUUACUGCCGUGAAUGCGACUUGGCUUCCCUGGACUCGAUUCGGAAUUUUGUGGCCGCCUUUAAACGGGAACAGAAAACGCUGAAUGUACUCAUCAACAAUGCUGGGGUCAUGCGCUGUCCCCGGUCGCACACAAAGGAUGGCUUCGAGAUGCAGUUGGGCGUGAAUCACAUGGGCCACUUUUUACUUACAACACUGCUACUGGAUCUGUUGAAGAUCUCAGCGCCCAGUAGGAUUGUCAACGUCUCUAGCCUAGCACAUACACGUGGCGAAAUCAACACAGGCGAUCUGAACAGCGACAAGUCGUACGACGAAGGGAGAGCCUACAGUCAGAGUAAAUUGGCAAACGUCCUGUUCACACGGGAGUUGGCGAAGCGACUGGCAGGCUCUGGAGUAACGGCUAAUGCCUUGCACCCCGGUGUUGUGGAUACAGAACUGUUUAGGCAUAUGAGCUUCUUCAGUAACUUCUUUGCCGGACUAUUCGUUAAGCCUUUAUUUUGGCCCUUCGUUAAGACUGCAAGGAAUGGAGCUCAAACCAGCUUAUAUGCCGCCCUCGAUCCUGACUUGGAGCAGGUUUCUGGUGAAUAUUUCAGUGACUGCCAGCCCAAAGACGUGGCACCAGCUGCCACAGACACCCAAACAGGCAAAUGGCUAUGGGCGGUCAGCGAGAAGUGGACAAAUCCACCGGCAAUCGAUGUGAAAAAAUAGGAUAAACCGCUUUUUUAGCAUUAUGCCAGUCAUAAAUGAAUCAUUUUCUACAAUCGA
Messenger RNA from Drosophila guanche, 1130 nucleotides. Its product is annotated as retinol dehydrogenase 12. Lineage: Eukaryota; Metazoa; Arthropoda; Insecta; Diptera; Drosophilidae. The record is from RefSeq and is a predicted model, not a curated record. The coding region runs from base 75 to 1073 and encodes 332 amino acids. The transcript has 5 exons.